UAAUUGUGCUGCUGCUGCGGAGAAGCGGAGUGGAUACCGGUAACUGAUAUUGUUGCGCAGAGCUGCUGGAAGCCCGGCGGCUUAUCUCUUUUUGGUAUCUGUAGACGUAAUAUCAAGUAAGCCAAAGUUUUUAGCUCGAAAUUCCCCUCCUCUGUAAUGUCGGAACCAACUCUCACUGAUCCCAGGUGCUUUUGAGGGUCUGCAUCCUGCGCUUUUCCCGCUUGUUUUGCCCGAAGAGGAACCUUAGAGGCCUGAGGUUGGAACACUUCCGGUUUGCCGUUUAUCAGCUGUUACCUCUCAAAUACUGGAAUACCCAGGAGUAGGCUUCAUUAGAUGAUGUGUAUGAAGUGAACGUUCCCAACUUUGUUAUCAAGGUUGUCAAAGUUGUGUCAGCUUUAUCUUUCAGCUAUUUGUCCUGUUGCAAUGGGUGAACCUCAGCAAGUGAGUGCCCUCCCUCCACCUCCAAUGCAAUAUAUUAAAGAAUAUACUGAUGAAAACAUUCGGAAAGGUUUAGCUCCUAAGCCUCCACCACCUAUUAAAGAUAGCUAUAUGAUGUUUGGAAAUCAGUUCCAAUGUGAUGAUCUAAUUAUUCGACCAUUAGAAAGUCAGGGUAUUGAACGAUUGCAUCCCAUGCAGUUUGACCAUAAAAAGGAGUUAAGGAAACUUAAUAUGUCAAUCCUGGUCAACUUCUUAGAUCUCUUGGAUAUAUUAAUAAGAAGCCCAGGCAGCAUAAAAAGAGAAGAGAAACUGGAAGAUUUAAAACUGCUAUUUGUUCAUGUGCAUCACCUUAUAAAUGAAUAUCGACCUCAUCAAGCCAGAGAGACAUUGAGGGUCAUGAUGGAAGUACAGAAACGUCAGCGUCUAGAAACUGCAGAAAGAUUUCAGAAACAUUUAGACCGAGUUGUGGAAAUGAUUCAGAAUUGCUUGGCUUCUCUGCCAGAAGAUUUACCUCAUUCAGAUGGAGGGAUGAGAAUAAAAACUGAACCAAUGGACACUGAAGACAGCAUAGACUGUAUUGGAUCGAAUGAACAGCAAAGAACAACCUCUAGCAUAAAAAAAGAUCAGGUUUUGGAUAAAGAUGCUAAUAUGUGUAGCAUUAUUGAUGAAAUGACAUGAAAACAGCUUUGGGAUUUGUGAUUUUUCAGGGAAUGUAACUGAUGCUUAGGGAAUUAGAGUAUGAAGUUUCUUUUCCUUUUGCUAUUUAAGAUUUAAAAGAAGAUUUAAACAGUCAUGGAGCACAAUCUGUAUGAGUCAGUAAAUAUUAAAAAAAUUACUUGUUUAGUUUUUGCAUGUGUAUCUAUGCUUGACUUUAAAGAACAUCAGUGUUACUGAUAGCUUUACCCGUAUAUUAACUAUGCAAUUCAUCAGUAUCCAAAUUCUGUUGAUGGUCAUUUAUUGAAGUAUGGGAGAUACUUUAAGGAAUUUAAAUACAUGUGAUUCCUUGUUUAGGUUAAAUUAAAAGACAUAUGUUGUACCACAGCAACACUGUUAUGUAUACAGAGUAGAAGUGAAACAUUAAAUAUUUUUUUCUUGUUAUGAAUGUUUGUGAAUUAAAGCAACUGCUUCUGCAGAUAGGGAAGCUUGGACUAACAUUUAUUAAAAAGAAAGAAAUUCUAAACAAUUCUUUGAGAUAACUUUAUCUUUAAAAUAUUUAACACAAGAUUUGAACCAAAUUAGCCUUGUAUUUUGCAGGAUAAGCCUUAUUACUUCCCUCCGAUUAAAAUGUAACUCAAUUUUAUAGGGUUGUAAAACAGUUGUUCCUCAGAGCUUGACUGCUUCUUAAUGCUGACUUAAGUAUAAUUGAACUACUGUGUUGAAAUCUGUGUGUUUACUAAAGAACUGGAAGUAUGUAAACAUAGCAUGGCCAUAGUAUGUAUAUAUUCAACAUUUAAACCACAUACUUGAAACACUUAAAACAUUAUUUCCUGAUUUCUAAAUUUCUACACAAUCAGGAAAACUUUUUAUACAAGAUACCUUAUUUUCCGGUGUAUAAGAGGACUCGGAGUAUAAGACGACCCCCGACUUUGGAGAAGAUUUGCAUGGUUAGAAAGUCAUCUUAUAUGCUGGAAAGUACGGUAAUUACAAUUGUGGGACAAGAAAAAAUAAUACUUGCAAGAACAAAUACUAACAUACAUAUCAAAGAACAAAUUAAGUUGUAUAUGUUACAAGGUAAUGAUUUUUUUUUGUUCUUUAAAGAUUGAAUAAUUCAAUUCCCCCAAUUCCAUUAUUGUCUGGGGGAAAUGUGAGAGUGGCAGAUAUUUUUCUUUACUUCAAUCUGUAGAACUUCUACUUUGCUAGUAUGGUGUAACCAGAGGUUUGGUACUAAUUAAAAGUAUUAGUGAAAGUCA
Molecule: messenger RNA, 2348 nt
Organism: Crotalus tigris (Tiger rattlesnake)
Lineage: Eukaryota; Metazoa; Chordata; Lepidosauria; Squamata; Viperidae
Gene: MED7
Product: mediator complex subunit 7
Exons: 3
Coding region: 424-1116 (230 amino acids)
Biological process (GO): regulation of transcription by RNA polymerase II
Cellular component (GO): mediator complex
Molecular function (GO): transcription coregulator activity
Source: RefSeq, a predicted model, not a curated record